CAGGAGUCUCAAUCACCUGGGCCCACCACAGUUUAAUAGAAGGCAAUCGCAAAAACAUACAGCAAGCUCUAGCCAUUACCAUUCUCCUAGGUAUCUAUUUUACCCUACUUCAAGCAUCGGAGUAUUACGAAACAUCUUUUACUAUUUCAGAUGGAGUCUACGGAUCAACAUUCUUCAUAGCCACAGGAUUUCACGGUCUUCACGUCAUCAUUGGGUCCACUUUUCUUACGGUCUGCCUUCUACGACAAUUUAACUUUCACUUUACAUCGAACCACCACUUUGGUUUUGAAGCAGCCGCAUGAUACUGACACUUUGUAGAUGUAGUCUGACUAUUCCUAUAUGUAUCAAUCUAUUGAUGAGGGU
Molecule: messenger RNA, 363 nt
Organism: Oryctolagus cuniculus (rabbit)
Lineage: Eukaryota; Metazoa; Chordata; Mammalia; Lagomorpha; Leporidae
Product: adenosine A1 receptor
Source: RefSeq, marked provisional